AUGUUUGCCAUCUACCACAAGCGCAAGCGUCGCACGGGCAACAACAGCAGGGAUAUGCGGCUGAAGGAGCUGGAAGGGUACCUGCAGCAGGUGCGGUCGUUUGAGGAGCCCAAGGUGCUCCUUGAGCAGUACCCGACAUCGGCGCACAUUGCCGCGCACUUGCUGUACACAAUGGACAGCACGUACGGCGAUGUGGAGGACAAGGUGGUGUGCGACUUUGGCGUGGGCGGCGGCAUCUUGAGCAUCGGCGCCAUCAUGUUGGGCGCAGGCAUGUGUAUUGGCUGCGACAUCGAUGAUGACGCGCUGGAGAUUGCGCGGGCGAAUGCCGACGAGUUUGAGAUUGACAACCUGGAACUGCUGCGCGUGGACGUUGGCACCCGACACGCGGGCCACCUCCCACCUCUGCCCAUUGGCUCAGUGGACACCGUCAUCAUGAACCCUCCAUUUGGCACCAAGAAAAAUGCCGGCAUUGACAUGAACUUUCUCGAGCAAGCCUCCAGGAUAUGCACUGGCGCCAUCUACUCACUGAACAAGACGUCGACGCGCGCGUUCAUCCAGCGCAAGUGCCGUUCGUUUGGUCUGGAGAUGGAGGUGGUCGCAGAGCUGCGCUACGACAUUCCCCAGAUGUACAAGUUCCACAAGAAGAAAAGCGUCGAUGUUGAGGUUGAUUUCUUGCGCUUCACACCAACAGCUGAUGACAGCUGACAGUGCCUCCUUUGCUCCACCCUGUUUCGUGACUUGCCGUUUAUGUGUACAUGUACAUAUCACAAUACAUAGAAGACCUACAGCCAA
Salpingoeca rosetta is the source of this 792-nucleotide messenger RNA. RefSeq names its product methyltransferase-like protein 5. NCBI's taxonomy places the organism in Eukaryota, Choanoflagellata, Craspedida, Salpingoecidae. The record is from RefSeq and is a predicted model, not a curated record. Gene Ontology annotation, biological process: rRNA methylation. The transcript is spliced from 5 exons. Bases 1 to 705 code for a protein of 234 amino acids. Gene Ontology annotation, molecular function: nucleic acid binding; rRNA (adenine-N6-)-methyltransferase activity.